AAUAUAUUAUUUAGUGCGUUGCCUGAAUUUGAUAUUUGUAAAAACAAUUAUAAGAGCAAUAAGAUAGAUAUAUCUUUAUAGAUUAUAAAUGUAAUUAAUUACAAUUAAAACAUAAUUUCAUCGCGAAAUGGCUCAUUUACAGUACAUGCCGGGUGAUCCCCGGUUAGUCGAUCAAUUAGUUUAUGAGUUGAAAUCUAAAGGAAUCUUUGAUCAAUUCCGCAAAGAUUGCAUCUCGGACGUGGACACGCGGCCGGCCUACCAGAACCUUCGGCAGCGAGUGGAGAACUCCGUGUCCUUGUUCCUGUCCAGGCAGACCUGGAAACCGGAUUUGAACAAGAAUCAGCUGCGGGAGAAACUCAGGAAGCAUAUACUUGAUGGCAACUACCUCGAGCAAGGCGUAGAAAGAAUCGUGGACCAAGUAGUCAACCCCAAAGUGGCGUCUGUCUUCAUACCACAAGUAGAAGACUUAGUUUACAACUACCUUGGCAUCGCUCGCAAAAAGUCCACCCCUGAAACAUCAAAUGACAAAGGAAAUACCUCAAGUGAUCUGCCUACUGAUUUAGAAGCUGUCAGUCCUGGAUCAGUGAAAAGUAAUGAUAAAGAUGAACAAAUGGAAGAAUCUAAAGAUGAAGGAAUGGAAGUUGAUGAUGAUAAAGUAAAGGAAAUUAACAUCAAUGACAUAUCCAUGCCAUCUGAUAUAGAACCUGAAAAAGAGGCAGAUACUCAGCUUUCUGGUAUCAGUGAUUUGACUUCACACGGUUCUGAAGCUAGUUUAGGUAAAUUGAGCAUACCUAUGCCUGCUGAAGAAAUUAAUCUGGAGAAUAUACCGUCUCCAGAGAACAGUCCUCCAAAAAUUGAUUUAGACAGCAUUGAGUUGCCUAAGGAAGAGCCAGAAAGUAUUGAGUUAAAAGAUAUACCUUUACCUGAUGAGAGCCCAAAAGAAGAGAAAGAUCAAUACUUUAAACCAAUAAACAGUGAUGAUGAUUCUAGUUCUGAAUCGUCUAUAAUCAGAAAUAUGUCACCUCUGACACCAAUCAGGAAUUUCAAUAAUGAAAACUCGUGCGACGCGCAACAGGCUUUUGAUAAUGAUUCUGAUAUUAAAAAUGAUGAUAAAAAGGAACCCAAUACAUUUAGAUUUACUAUUGAUGCGAAAUCACCUGAAAAUAGUUCUGACGUCAAAGAUACUAAACCAGAAAAAGAAGAGCAGGCAAAUUUGGCGUAUCAAUUUAAUGAGCAAGUUAAUAUCAACACAUUUAACACACCUUUAUAUGAUGACAGUUCUAACAGUCACAACUUACAAAUCGAUUAUGAAAGUGAUGCUAACAGCAAAACCAAUUUGGAUAAAAUUCCUUUCCCUGAUGACCCUACGUCAGAAGAUUCUAAGAAAGAAUCGACAGAUGAGAAAAGGAGUCACAAAAGCUCACAUAGAUCUAGAGAUUCCCAUAGACAUAGCUCUAGCAGUAAAGAUAAAAGAACCGAUUCAAAACACUCAAGUUCUAAAGACAGAAAAGAUUCUAAACAAGACAAGAAAUCUUCUAAAGAUGACCAGAGUAAGUCCAAAUCUAGUUCUGAUAAGUCUAAAGAAAAGGGCCGAAAAGAAAGCAAAGAUAAAGAUUCUAAACACAGGAGUUCUCAUAAAAGCUCCAGCAGCAAAGAUUCGAAACAUAGAAGCUCUAGUUCCAGUCAAAGGCAUUCUAGCAAACACGACGAUAAGGACAGGAAGUCUAGUAGUUCCAGCAAUAAAGAUAAAGAAAAGUCAGAUAAAAGUUCGAAAGAUCACAAAUUAUCACGGGAUUCUAAAUCAUCUCGUUCAGAUAAAGAUAAAAAGAAGAGAGAUGAUAAAGAUAAGGAUAAGAAAGAUAAGAAAGACAAUGAUGAUCAUUACAGUGCAUCAGGCAGGGGAAGUCACACUCGUCGCUCGACUGAUAGAGAUUCCAAUGAUGGUAGCUCAUCUUCAAAAGGAUCACAUAAUCCAUCUACCUCAAAAUCCUCUGAAAGCAAAACUAAUAAAGGUAACAGUUCCAAAUCUGAUAAUACAUCACCGAGCAGCCAUUCUACAAGCCCCAGUGAUAAAGAAAACGCAUUGAAAGAAGGAAACACAAAAGCUAAUGUAAAUCAACCAAAACCUGUCAGAGUAGAUACGCGCUUAGAAAUGCCCAUGGCAUCGCCUCCGCGCCUCCCUUUUGUACCAGACGUGACAUUGAAAAAACCUAGAUUCGCUGCAAAUUUAGCAGAAGCAAAGCGGCUAAUGAAAAUGAGGAGAUUCUUGGAUGAAGAACAGAAGAGAAUGAAUCAAGAAGCAGCAUUACUAUUAGAAUUCCAGGCAAAUGUUAGACCCAGUCUGAGCCAAGUAUAUUCUAGCGUCUCUGGCCCUGAAUUAGAGUUUGCUUGUAUUUCUAACACUGCGGAAUCUCAAAAACCAAUAAUAGAGACGAAUUACGCUGAAGUGAAACCUAUUGAAGAAAUUGAAUAUGCUCCUGAUUCCAUAGAAAUGCAACUUAGUGAAAUGAAUAAGGAAACUAAAAAAAUUAAUCCAAGUGAAAUGGAAAAAGAAACUGAGAAGGAAGAUGAAAUAAAGGAAGAAGUAGUUACAAAAGAAGAAGCAAUCGAAACAGAGGAAGUAUAUGAAACUAUAGUAUUAAAUCAGCCUGACUUUGAGGAUACUGAGAAGAUAUUAAACGAAAUUUCAAAGAAAGUAUACGGAAUUGUGGAUGACGAAGAUGAAGAUAUUAUAAAAGACAUUUACAAGCCAGAGCUUAGAAAAGAUGAAGAUAGUAUAAAAGACAUUUACAAGCCAGAGCUUAGAAAACAAGAAGAUAGUAAAAAAGAUAUUUACAAGCCAGAGCUUAGAAAAGAUGAAGAUAGUAUAAAAGACAUUUACAAGUCAGAGCUUAGAAAAGAAGAAGAUAGUAUAAAAGAUAUUUACAAGCCAGAGCUUAGAAAAGAAGAAGAAAUAACCGAAGGCAUUAAAAAUGAACACACAGAAUUUGAGGUUACAGUCAUAACUGAAGAAAUCGAUGACAAUGAAACUGUAGGGGAUAUUCCUGAUGAUGAACUAAGAGUAAUAAUUCAACAAGAAGACCAAGAAGAUAGAUUCGAAUAUUUCGCUGAGCAUGAGAAAUAUAAUGCCGAAUUAGAAAGAGACAAAUUCGAAAGAUUCCUCAACACAUACACCACUGAUAUAGGCAGUAACAAAUUAUAUCUUAUAAACUGCGAUUCCUACGAAGAAAGCAUUAUGAAAGAAGUAGCACAAACCAAUGGCAAUUUCGAAAUUAUAAACUAUCACAAAAACGGCCAUAUGAAUAAGAAUAUAGUUAAAAACGUAAAUGUCUCAAAUGAAAUCGUUCUACCACUAGAUAGAAAUACACCAGUGCAAACUAUGAUCAGAUCCCCAGUUUUUAGUCCUGUUAAAUCCGAAUGUUCUUUCGAACUUUCUAGCGAUUAUGAUGCCAAAUUAGAAGAAAUGGUAAAUAAGGCAUCGAGAGAACAGAUUAUGGAGAUAAUACUUGGUGGAUCGGAGCCGGAGGAAAGUAAAUUGCCACAGAUAGACUAUUUUGUGGAGGAUAACAUUGUGAAGCAAGAUGAUUUGAAGAGGAAACUGUCAGUUGAGAGUGAUAAUAAUAAUGGGCAUGUGCUAAAGCCUAAAUUGAGGAGGAUGAGUGAAUCUGAUCAGAUAUCAUCUACUACUGAAGAGAGUCCGGACCCGCUGCAGUCGUGCGUGAGUCGGAGCAACACCGGCCGCUCCAGAUACUUGGGCAGGGCAAGGCGCGUUGGUCUACCGAGGCCGAAGAGGACCGUGCAUCCCAACAGUCCUUCGAGCGAUAAGUCCGUCGAAAAUUACGACACCAACGAUCGUUUCCCAGACACCAAGGUGAAAAGGACCCCCCACGUGCGCUACGACACUUCAGAUCUCUACAAACCGAAGCUCCACUAUCUGUCCCGGAGGAACAAUAUUAAUACAUAGAUUACCAUAUAAAUGUUCUUUGGUUGUAUAAGAAGUGUGAAGUCUAAUGGCGUUAUUCGGUUUACUAAUAUUUACUAGUGGCCGAUUUUUUUUCGCAUAUUAUCACUUAAUUUCACAACUUUGGGAACAAAUCAAAUUACCACAUUUGAUUAUUAAUAAUUUGAUUUGUUCCCAAAAUUGUGUAUAGAUGGCAGCAUCAACCUUUUCAACUCUUUGUCUAUUGUAAGUAAAACCGCACCUACAUGCAUAAAAAAAAGUUUUAGUUUUCCAAGCUAACGACUAUAACUCUGGUUUUUUAAACUUGACUUUUGACUAUUCUGUUUCAAAACAUGGCACAGUACAGCGCCAUCUGUUUUAGCUGUCAAAUGAGGAAUGAGGGGGGGGGCUCGAUAUUUUCACUUUACACCUCUCAUACAAUCAUUGAACCUUUGCUUAUACACCGUCAAGGGCAUUAAUGUAUAUACAUUCCCAAAGUUUCAAAAAUAUGUGUACGCUUUUACACCUUAGACGAUAAAGUCGUGUUCACAUAUUUUUGAGCCAUUUGUCUGGAUCGAUAGUUUUGCCUUCGACUGUACACUUACUGUAAAACUUGUUUUUAUUUAGCAAAUACAAAAUGUCCUUCCAAUCGGUCUUUUUAAUAAAUAAUUGGUACAAAAGUACCAAAUAUAUAAGGCGCUCACAAAUAUCUGAACACGCCUCUAUUGUCAGGGCGUUAGAGUGCGCGUUCAGAUAUUUUUGAGCACCUUGGCCGCUCCGAUAUAUCUGAUGGCGACUGUACCUAGAUUUCCGCGGAAAGGCAGCCUCAAAUUCGA
Messenger RNA from Cydia strobilella, 4776 nucleotides. Its product is annotated as biorientation of chromosomes in cell division protein 1-like 1. Bases 128 to 3964 code for a protein of 1278 amino acids. The record is from RefSeq and is a predicted model, not a curated record. Lineage: Eukaryota; Metazoa; Arthropoda; Insecta; Lepidoptera; Tortricidae. The transcript is spliced from 5 exons.